UGAGGAAGGUGAAAGUGUCUCGGGGGCCCUUGGACGUAGGAGUGUUGCGGUCCGAUUUUCCCGUCGUCGUCGUCGUUAUCGUCGCUGCCGCAGAAGCUCCCGACGAGUGAUAACCAAAAAGAGACAUUCAUUCGUUGAGUGAUGAUGGCCCCGCGACCCACCAGCCCCGUCAUGAACUCGGUGUGUGGCCGCGAGUCGUCGGUGUCCCCUCCGUCAGUAGUGGCUCCGUUGGCCAUCAAGGCCUCUUCGUUAGGGGACAGCCAGGGCGUCCCCAUGACGGCAGACCAACAGCAGCAGCGGUUGUUGUACCAGCUGGCUUUGGCCGAGCGUCUGAGAUUGGCUUCCGCGGGUCUAGCGUGGGCACGGCCUCCCCUGCUGACGCAUCAGCCCCACCACCUUCAGGAGCCCACGGCGGCCGGGUCUCUGAUGGGCGGGGGUCUCAUGAACGGACUAGGCUUUCCCGUGGUUGGGGGAUUAGGAUCGGUGGCAGCCUUCGGCGGCGGUGUGAUUAGUGCGGCCGCGGCGGCAGCCUCGCAGAUGUCCCCUGCGGCCUACCCUCCCACUCAUCCUCUGUACGGCUACCGGCUCCUGGACCCUCGCAUGUUGUUGCCCCGGGGGCCGGAGGAGCCCAAGCCCCAGCACUCCUACAUCGGGCUCAUCGCCAUGGCCAUCCUGAGCAGCCCCGAGAAGAAGCUGAUUCUGAGUGACAUUUACCAAUACAUUUUGGACCAUUAUCCUUAUUUCCGAUCUCGCGGCACCGGCUGGAGGAACUCCAUCCGCCACAACCUCUCCCUCAACGACUGCUUCAUGAAGUCCGGCCGCUCCGCCAACGGCAAGGGCCACUACUGGGCCAUCCACCCGGCCAACAUCGACGACUUCCGGAGGGGCGACUUUCGACGCCGAAGGGCGCAGCGGAGGGUGAGGAAGCACAUGGGCCUCGCCGUCGAUGACGACUCCGAACCCGAGACCCUCUCCCCGCCCCCGCCCCCGCAUACGGCCUCCUGCCACGAGAUGCCAGCCCUUCCGGCCCUUCCGCGCCUCCCGACGACAGAGGUGACCAAACACCUGACGAGACCCAAGAGGCAGUUCGACGUCCUGAGUCUUUUGGCACCCGAUGCCCCUCGGGAACUGACAUCCGGCGGCUCUCAAGAAAAUACUGCCGAGGAAGCGGUUGGAAUGGAGGUCACCAACGCUACGGACCUUCUGCGGGAGAACCACCUCCGGGUGGUAGACGAUCUCCGCCUUCAGGUACGUGACGUGAGUGAGGACGACGACGAGAGUCAUUCGCUGCAUCUCAAAGCGACGCACUGCCUUCCCCUGAGCAGUUCAGAGCCUGACCUUCGUCGGCCCAGGAAGGACUCUCCCUUGCUGGUCAGGUCUGACGAAGGGGGUGAAGGCGAAGCAGAUGGAAAUGAAGACGACGAGGAACGGGAAGAGAAGUGCGUUCCUCUGUACCACAGCUCUCACCAGAAAGUCGUCCCUUCCUCCUCCCCCUCCCCCUCCUCCUAUAUGACUGCUACAGGAGGAGGCCGGGACAAAGGCUGCCUCCCUCCUGCAGCAGCAGCAGCGAGGGAUUCCCCUUCCCCCUUGGAGUAUUUAUCGGCACCCUGGCAUUGCCCAUCCUCUCCGGCGACGGCUGUGGAACCCCACAUCACCCCUUCUUCAGCCAUCGUCCGCCCAGCCUCGCCACCCCUUCAUUAUGUCCGUGAUCUGAUGUCAUCCAGCAUCCGAAAUUAUCCCGCAAACCUCAUCCAACCUCACGUCAGCAAACCAGUCAUCCAGAGCCUUCCAAGUUCAACCUCACUGAAUAGCUUGAACCUCCAGCCAAUUCCAGCCAGCCACGGGCCUAACCUCUCCCCCCACCAGCCCCAUCCUAGCAUCAACCUCAGUCCUUUCCCAUCCAUCCAUUCGAGAGCCCAUCUGUCCCCAUCCACGUCCAGUGCCCAUCAUUUGCCCAUCGCUGUCUCUCACGAGAGUAAUUCGGAGAUUCAUACCGAUCACUGAAGAUCCUUAUAGGUCUUUUUUGUGGUUUUCGUGAUAGAUUUUAAAUGCCAUUAUUAUUAUUAUCAUUAUUAUUAUCAUUAUUAUUAUUAUUAUUAUAGAUUCUAUGUGACUUUACAAGUAAAUUAAA
This is a messenger RNA of Macrobrachium nipponense, 2131 nucleotides long. It is a transcript of the gene fd102C, whose product is annotated as hepatocyte nuclear factor 3-beta-like. Lineage: Eukaryota; Metazoa; Arthropoda; Malacostraca; Decapoda; Palaemonidae. Gene Ontology annotation, molecular function: DNA-binding transcription factor activity, RNA polymerase II-specific; RNA polymerase II cis-regulatory region sequence-specific DNA binding. Gene Ontology annotation, biological process: regulation of transcription by RNA polymerase II; cell differentiation; anatomical structure morphogenesis. The record is from RefSeq and is a predicted model, not a curated record. The coding region runs from base 142 to 2004 and encodes 620 amino acids. The transcript has a single exon.